Messenger RNA from Amblyraja radiata (thorny skate), 782 nucleotides. RefSeq names its product zinc-binding protein A33-like. The record is from RefSeq and is a predicted model, not a curated record. The coding region runs from base 19 to 567 and encodes 182 amino acids. The transcript is spliced from 5 exons. NCBI's taxonomy places the organism in Eukaryota, Metazoa, Chordata, Chondrichthyes, Rajiformes, Rajidae.
CACAGAGAUCACCGCUUCAUGCCGGUUAAAGAAGCUGUCGAAACCUACAAGGAUCAGGUGAAAUCUUCCAUCCAGUCUCUCACAAAAAAGGAAUCAGGGAUUCAGCGAAUGGAGCAGCAACAGAAACAGAAGAUUUCUGGAGUUCUGGAACAGUCACACAACCUUCAGUCCAAGAUCACAUCCCGAUAUGCUGAACUGCACCAGAUUCUCACUGAGAAAGAGCAGCGCACACUGGCAGAUAUCCGGGAGGAAGAGAAGAAAAUGCUAAAUACAAUGGAGAAAAAUCUUGAAGAGAUUCAAGGGCAUUUAAAUUCCAUUGGAGAGGAACUCUUAAAGUUGCAACAACAGAUGGAUCAAAAAGACAGUCUGGUGUUUCUGAAGGAGGAAGCUGGUGGGAAGAGGAGGGUUAGUGAUGAAGAUAAAGCACUCUCAGUGACAGACGGUGCCUUGCAGAUUGAAAAAUUCGAUCAUCACUUUUUGAUGAACGCGAUGUGGGGAGAAACAUCUGCCAUUAAGCGAGGUAAAACCUGUCCAGUUUCCUCUCUUCUUGUUUAUAACGCCUUUUAAUAACACAGAUGCAAGCAUUGCCAAUAGACAUUGUAUUCGCCUCUAACACCUAGAUAACGAGACAUUAUUGCACGCAGAGACUGGAAAAACCUUAGGAAUUCCGUGCACCGGUGGGUGGUGGUGACUCAGUCAUUCUGUGCUCUUGGAGCCGAGAGCCAUGAUUGUAUAUUACAGAGUCAGGCCCUUCGGCCCUUCACAUCCAUGUCUACAUAUUU